GGAAAUGUUAUCAAAUUUUGUCUUUGCCAAAAAUUGAUAAAAUUUGAAAAAAUAUGAAAGACAGAAUAGACAGAAUGAAAAAUGAUCAAUUUCCGGUCAAAAAUAUCACACUAUGAUAUUCCAUCGCUUGGUAAUGUGCUGUCAUCGAUCUCCAGAACUAUAUGCUAUGUUCCGGCGCAUCAUCCAGUCAACCAAAGUGAUAUUGGCAAAUUGAGAGAAUUUCUGCUGUCACACAAAAGUAAAACGUUGGUGAUAACAGGUGCGGGCGUUUCUACCGAAAGUGGAAUUCCGGAUUACAGAUCUAAAGAUGUAGGCUUAUUCGCUCGUAGUAAUCAUAAGCCCAUGACUUACCAAAAAUUCAUCGAAAGUGACGCCGGCAGAAGACGAUACUGGGCUAGAAGUUACGUUGGAUGGUCCAGCUACUCGAAAAUUUCCCCCAACUCGGUGCAUCGCGCUCUGAAGAAAUUAGAAGACGAUGACUUUAUUUCAACUAUCAUAACUCAAAAUGUUGAUAAUCUGCAUAAAAAAUGCGGCAGUAGGAAUGUGAUCGAGUUACACGGGACUCUAUUUCAAGUCAUUUGUUUAUCAUGUCAAAAUUCUCUGGAUCGGUUCGAGUUUCAAAAGAUGCUCGAAAGCCUGAACCCGAAAUUUAAUGUAACGCCCAGUAUGAUUAGACCCGAUGGCGAUGUUGAUUUACCAGAGGAAUUUGUGCUAUCGUUCAAUAUUCCUAGCUGUCCGAAAUGCGAUGGAAUUUUAAAACCAGACGUUGUAUUUUUUGGAGAAAAUGUACCUUUACAUAGGGUGAAACAUAUUCAAAGAGUCGUCGAAAGUUCAACGGCUGUUCUAGUUUUAGGAUCUACUUUGGAGACCUUUUCAUCAUACCGAAUCAUCUUGCAAGCCAGAGAUUUGAAAGUACCUGUAUACAUGAUCAAUAUAGGGCCAACUAGAGCAGAUAAUUUAGCGACAUUCAAAGUGAGCGCCAAAUGCGGCGAAGUGUUUGAACAUUUGUUACCAAAAUUACAGCUGUAAUUCAGUUUUUUCUGUUAUUAUUAUUAUUUUUUUUUGUUGAAUAAAUUUGAAGUUCGUUGUUUA
Planococcus citri (citrus mealybug) is the source of this 1092-nucleotide messenger RNA. RefSeq names its product NAD-dependent protein deacylase Sirt4-like. Bases 82 to 1029 code for a protein of 315 amino acids. The transcript has 2 exons. Gene Ontology annotation, molecular function: NAD+ binding. NCBI's taxonomy places the organism in Eukaryota, Metazoa, Arthropoda, Insecta, Hemiptera, Pseudococcidae. Gene Ontology annotation, cellular component: mitochondrial matrix; nucleus. The record is from RefSeq and is a predicted model, not a curated record.